This is a messenger RNA of Gigantopelta aegis, 5428 nucleotides long. RefSeq lists its product as uncharacterized. Gene Ontology annotation, molecular function: protein binding. Bases 146 to 3805 code for a protein of 1219 amino acids. Lineage: Eukaryota; Metazoa; Mollusca; Gastropoda; Neomphalida; Peltospiridae. The record is from RefSeq and is a predicted model, not a curated record. Gene Ontology annotation, biological process: signal transduction. The transcript is spliced from 9 exons.
CGGAAUUGCCCGAGGAAUUGAUUUCGGGAGUUCUCGUUUUAUUUCCAAGAAGUCGUAAUAGGUUGUUGUUGCCAAUGUUGGCUUCGACAGUGGAUUGUGUAACGAUUGUCGUCUGACAUAUUUGUUAUGUGUUGUUUGUAACAUUAUGGGCUCUACGCCCAUCCGUACGGUUAUUUAUCAGCUGAAGAACAAUUCGAGUAGUGUGGUGUGGUCUUGUUGUCGUAACGUGACUCUGUUUAGGGGACAUUCCAACAAGUUGGGGCUUACCUUCAAAACUAUCUGUGAGCAGGCUGGAAUUGACAACUGUACGCUGAUCACCCGAAUCAAAGAGACAUGUGAAUAUACUGGGGAACUAAACGUGUCCGACAGAAUCCUUGCAAUCAAUGAUAUCUGCAUAGCCGGCUUCUCCGAAUCAGAAGUCUCCGAAAUUUUUGAAGACCUAGAUGUCUCUGAAUACCAUCUCGUUGUCCAAUCGGUCAAGCUAGGAACCGAUGACAGAACAGCUAGCGAAAUGUCAUCGGAGUAUCUUCUUCCGAAGGUCAAGCGUAACAUGUCCUCGACAAGCUCGCACGGUGCGACAUCGCAGGGCUCCGUAGACCGGCCCAAGAGCUCCGGCGCGAACAAGAAGUUAGCGAAAAGCAGCAGCAGCAGUCUCGAACACGACCAUCCGGUUUCACCGAGCGUCGUUUCUCCUUUUGAAAGGAGCAUCGUCAAGCCAACACCGGCACCAGGUCACAAGAAGAACGCAGAACACAGUGUCGCUCAUGCGUAUCAUCCCCUCGUUGACAUAGAUCAGAUCACGGGUCGAAGCGACGGCACUGCUGCGUCUGCCGGGGCCCACGUCUUCUGCCAGGCGGACGUCCGGCCGCCGGGAGUCCCCAUGCCUCACCAGUGGAACUGGGCCGGCCACGAGACCAGCUACUCCUACAACCGGACCCAGUCCCUCCCCGUGUCAUGCGAUGAGGACAUAGGUCUGGAGGAGAUCACGUGCGAGGUGCAGUCUCUGCCCCUGCAGUCCGGAGCUGCUAACCAGUCGGGUACUGCGGCUCCUAGCUCUUUCUACAGCCAGGACAGCGGGCUGGGAGGAUCCAAGCUGCAGGAGCCUGGGCAGCUGGAUAUCCCUGUGUGCAGGACCCAGCUGUGUCAAGUGCAGCACUGUCUCUGGCACAUGGCAGUGCUGAAGUUUCCGCAGCACGUGAUCUGGGAUCCAGGCACAAAAACGGUCAUGCUGGAGAAGAAUCCACAGACGGCAUACGGAUUUCACUACAAGAUUAAAAUUCAUGUUCACCCACGUGAGACAUGCAUGUAUGCCCUUGUUGAUAAAGUGGAAAAGGUAAAGCCAGCUUUCGGAAAACUGGAAAUCGGCGACUGGAUCAGGUCUGUUAAUGGUCAUGCUCUUCAGUCCAUGGAGGCUGACUCUUUGAAUAUUAUCAUUCACAAGUCCAGCUCACUGAGACUGGUGAUUCAGCGCCCAACUGGAAUAUCCCAAAAAGGUUCCACCAGCAUCAAAGGGAUGUUGAAGAAUCUCCGACCACUUCAAAUGCCACAUAGGCCAAAAACCAAAUCAUCGCCAGGUCCAUUGAGACACCCGUCGACCAUGGGCCAGCGGACUUCCACUGGGAUCACGAACCUGUCCCCGAGGGUGGUGUCUCCCUUAGCCAGUUGUCCCGCGGGUCAGGUUCAAAGCUGUAAGUGCUGUGGGCAGGACAGAGGCUUGUCUCCGGAUCGGAUGAUUAGUAACCCGUUGUCUAGUUCGACAUCGUCAGUAGAUAACAGUGUAAGGGCUGUGAGUCCAACCAAUGGGUUGCCCUUGAACGCGCCUAUGGAGUUACCCAUACCAAAAGUGAGGAUUUUUAUAUGUGGCAACAAAAGUAAUGUCUUUGCAAACUUACUGGUGAUGGGGGCCUCCGAGGAAGCGAGGAUUCCUUUGGAAUCUCAUGUGCAUUACUCAAGACUCUGUCUUAGGAAGAACGAUCAAUCGAGAGUGACGUUUGAUAAAUGGCAGUUCGGGUUGACUGAAAACCGAGACAAAAGUGUCGCACCGGAUUCCCCACAAAACACUACCACCAAUCAGUGGUUGAGUUUCCCAAAUGUCAAGCAGAUCAGUGCCGAUAUUUUUAUAAUAUGGGAUGAGAAUUUCUUUCAUCACUGCAGUCAUUUUCUCUUUACUAAGAACUCGGUGUUUCUGAUCGCCUUCGAUGCCCACAAAUUGCUAAAUCUUGCCUCGACUGAGAUAUCGCGCAUAGAGAACAUCCUUCACACCAUUCGGAGCUUUGCGAGUGACUCCGCGCUGGUUCAACUUCAUGGAAUACUAUCGAGCGAGACGGUGAAAGCCGAUGAAGUUCGCACGUUGUUCUACACGUCUCACGGCAAACAACUAGGCAGGUAUGCCAUCUCCAUCCCCGAUAUUGUUUUCCUGCAGAAGGACGAGGACUUGAGCGUCCUCGACGGAUUGCGCAGUUCCAUCUUCGAUAUUGCCAAUUCGUCUUGUACCACGCAGUCUGUGUCGAUGAAGUCAUUGCAGCUGUCCGAGGCUCUGUCUGGAACGGAAGGUCGGACGAGGUGUGUCUGGAGUUCGGAGGACCUCGCAGUGCUGCUUCAGUCGGUGUAUGACAAGAAUUUCCUGCAGAGGUCCACGGCCCAAGAGUUGAUUCAGCUUGGAGAUCUGGUGCCUGUGUCCAUCUCCGGCCAUUCCGGAUCUGACCAAUACAUCAUUCCAGUGGACAUCCUCCCACGACUGGCUCAUCUCGUUCUGUGGGCAGGUGUGGAAACUUCACCCAACUCGAUGAGCAUCUCGGCUAUAGAAGCCUGGACCAAGCUGCUCACCACAGCAACCUUGACACACGGCGAACUUCGGCUUCUGUUGGACAAGAACAUUGUGGAUAGUGCCACGUUCAUCACCUGUUUGGAGAGUCUCGGCAUCAUAUUCAAGAUUUCGCCGCCAUCGUCGGGAGCGACCUCCGCCGGUACAUCAUACCUGAUUCCGUACUUCCUGGUCGACUGUCAUCCGUCGGAGCAGGUUCCGGAGCAGGAGUCAAGUCACGAACUGUUCGUGGGCUUCAAGAAGAGGAUCCCGUGGGUGACGUUCUUCCGGAUAGUGUCGAGCCUGGGUCUGGUGGCGGAGAGCAGCACCGUCAAGAUGAGUGGCCCAUGCUGCUGCUCCGUUGUGUUGGAAGGUGUUCCCGUGACGCUGGUCUUCCUCAAGACCCUCGACCGAGUCACGAUACUCAUACAGAAAGGCCAUGGCACACCUAAGGAAAGGGUUGCCCUUGAUGUGAUGCGGAAGGUGCUGGUUUCCAGUUUGCCGAGAGAUGAGGACUGUAUAUUUGGACCAGCGUGUCCUCUGACGGAUAACCACCGCGGAAGUACGGGCCACGCACUGGACAUGUCCUGUGCCUCAAACAUCACCUGUUCUGGUCUUCUGCUUGAUCAGCAUCCAACAGUUCGACUGUGGCUGUCAUCGGGAAGUCAAGACAAUAGCGAGAAUAUUACCGCUGGUUACAGCAAUGAGGAUAAGUUGAAGCAAAGCUUCAUGACUCUGCCAUUCUCAGUUUUCCAAAAGGUCAUUACCAGACUGACAAUUAAACAUAGCAAUGACUGGAAAGACCUGGCAGCUCGUAUAGGUAAAACCUUGGACGAUGUUAUGGUGUAUGAAGCUGUAGCCGUAAACCACUUGCCAGCAGAGGAACUACUCAAAGAGUGGGGCCGGUCUUCAGAAGGCACGAUCGCCAAUCUUCUACAGGCACUGAAGGACAUGGACAGACCGGACAUAUACGACCACAUAACAGAAUAUUUGCAGCAGUGAAAGCCAAAAGUAUAGAAUCGGGUUGUUGUUGUUUUUUAUGUCAUAUAGAACUUAUAAAACUUUAAAAACUUAAGCAGAGGCCUUAAUAUAGGCGUAUUCCUGUUGGCUGAUCCCAAAACUGCAAAUGUGGCAGUGAUAAAAUAUUGUUUAAACCAACUUUAAAAUAUAGUCUCAAGGCUUUAAAAUCAAAAUCUCAUCUGUACCGAAAGCGUAUAGUUGAAGCCUUACGGCUUCAAAGCCUUCACUCAAGGCUUUAAAAUUAAAAUCUCAUCUGUACCGAAAGCAUGUACUUAAGCCUUAAGACUUCAAAGCCUGAACUUAAGGCUUUAAAAUUAAAAUCUUAGCUGUACAAAUGGCAUUAUAACCGAAGUGUGGAGACCUUGCUAAAAUAUCGCGUCUGGACAUAAUUUUUUUUAUAACUGAGGCCUCAUGUCUGUACUCGGCUAUAGGAAACAACAUGAAGUGCAUAAACCAGUUUAAAGUCUGAAACGCAUUGUAAACAACUGAUACUUUCUAGUACACUGUACUUAAAUUGCUUUUCUGCCUUUAAUUACCGUGAAAGUUUCUCUACAUUUUAUCCAGGCAAAAAUUACAAUGAUACAGAUUCCACAUACUAUUACUAGAUUGUAACCAUGUUAUUUAUAUCAUCUUCACUGAGAUCAUCUGCCAUUUUGUUUUCUUUAUGGAAUACUCUUCAAUGAGGAGGGGUAGAAGCCUCCAAAGUAUGUGACAUAAUUAAUCUGAUGUCAUGUCUAUCAUUUUAUACCUUAGCACAUGCUAUGACGUUGUUAGAUUAGAUCAUCAGCACAUCCUCCCACCCUCUUGAAGUGUAUUCCAUUAAAAAAAAGAAGCAAAAAUGGCAGUUGGCAGUUCUGUUUUUGGGCGAAGACUGCACCUACAUCACUUCAGUGUUUUUUUUUUUUUUUUAUGGUUUUAUAAAUUUUCUGCAUCAUUCACAUUUAAUGCUCUCCAAGCAGUCACAUCUUGAGUAUCUCUUGACAUUCGGACAACUAAUAACACACUGUGUGUACAACAGUGAAUAUUCUAAGCAGGGAAUUAACUUUAGCAAGAAGUACCACAGUGUUGUAUUAGGACCACAGGGCUCUAACUUAACAAUGCCACCGGCCGCCAUUAAGAUAUAAAUUGCUGUGGGUAGAGAGCAUCACUGAUGGCAUAAAAGUGCCAUUGGUAAUGCUGCUCAACAAUGGCAAAAUGUAUAUACCUGUUGUACAUUAUCUUCCAAUAUUUAACAUUUGCAUAUUUGAAAUAUGUCUACAAUACAUAUAGCAAAAUAACCUUUCAGUCCUGUUUAUUUGCUACAAAUGUCACUUUUAAAAACAAUUGCCAUAGGCAGGCUCAAAAUGGCCAAUUGCUGUGGGAGAUAAAUAAGUUGUUAAUUUUUACCCUAAGUAUUAUAGAUGUUGCAAAAAGCUGAAAUUAAGUUUCAGAAAGAAGUACCACAAUGUUGUAUUAGCACCAUGGACAUUUAAUAAACAUGUUAAUUUUUACUCCAAAUAUUAUGGAUGUUGUAAAAGAAAAGCUGAAAUUAAGUUUCAGAAAGAAGUACCACAAUGUUGUAUUAGCACCAUGGACAUUUAAUAAACAUGUUAAUUUUUACUCCAA